Messenger RNA from Mycena indigotica, 489 nucleotides. RefSeq lists its product as uncharacterized. Bases 37 to 489 code for a protein of 150 amino acids. NCBI's taxonomy places the organism in Eukaryota, Fungi, Basidiomycota, Agaricomycetes, Agaricales, Mycenaceae. The record is from RefSeq and is a predicted model, not a curated record. The transcript is spliced from 4 exons.
CUCUCUCAUGUGCGUCAGCAAGCAAAUGAGCCAGCAAUGGCCUACUUACCACAAUCCCAUCUUAGGCCGGCUCUGUCAACAACCCGCAUCGUCGUCAGCUCAAACGGAGAGCACUAUUUCGUUGUAGAAAUUACGGGAGCGCGUUCAGGCGCGUCUAUCCGGGAAAGGAUGUUUUCCAAGCUCGCCAUCUCCGAUGACAGACAGUCGAAUUUCUCCAUCUACCAAUCGGAAGUCGGCCACUUUGGCAUUGGCGGCGCGCUCACCGACACACGGCUGUUCGACUUGUGUCACGAACGGGGCGAUUCUUCUGGCUCACUCAAGUUCUUUGUGUCCACUGCCCCGGAUCGGCCACCAUCCGAACCUCGCUAUUCUUACAGUUACACGCCACCGCCAUUCUUCCCCAAUCGCACACCGGUUUAUGCCAACAAUGUCAAUGUGUCUAGACCUGGCGGCCAACCACAGGCCACUCCUUCCGGUUAUCGCAUUUAG